Populus nigra (black poplar) is the source of this 336-nucleotide messenger RNA. RefSeq lists its product as uncharacterized. The transcript has 2 exons. Gene Ontology annotation, cellular component: cytochrome b6f complex. The coding region runs from base 1 to 336 and encodes 111 amino acids. The record is from RefSeq and is a predicted model, not a curated record. NCBI's taxonomy places the organism in Eukaryota, Viridiplantae, Streptophyta, Magnoliopsida, Malpighiales, Salicaceae.
AUGGCAACAGCAGCAGCUGCCUUUGCUCCUGCAACGAUAACCGGUGCAGUCAUGAACUUUGACAGCAAGAUUCCCAAGAGAACGAACAAGGUGGUUGACAUUGUAGGAAUGAAUCCCUAUGGAGCAUCAAAUACGCACGGAAGAGGUGGAGGUGCACUCUCCUCUAAAUGCAGUGAUGCGGGUGAGAUAUUCAGGAUUGAUGCAAUCAUGAACGGCCUUGUUUUGGUUGGGGUUGCUGUUGGAUUUGUACUCCUCCGAACUGAAGCGUGGGUUGAGGAAAAUGAGUGGGUGUAUUGUUUAAGAUGUGUAUCAAACCACUCCUUUACCCGAGAUUAA